This is a messenger RNA of Podarcis lilfordi (Lilford's wall lizard), 33136 nucleotides long. Lineage: Eukaryota; Metazoa; Chordata; Lepidosauria; Squamata; Lacertidae. The record is from the annotation of a GenBank genome assembly.
GGGGGAAGAGCUUCAGUGGCUGCAGAGAGGGAGGGAGAGAAAAGGCGAGCGGGCGCGGGGGGGGGGUCCCUUUCUACAGCGGGAGGGGGGCCGCCAGCGCCGAAGAAGAACCAGCAAAGUUUGCAGCGCGCCCCGCAAUCCGAGGCCCCGGCCGGCUCAGCAGCCCCCUGCCGGAGCGCGUUUUUUUUCUCCUUUUUGCAGCGCGGGGGGGACCUCGGGACUGCCGGCCCCCCCUCCUCCUUUCCCUCCCCCCCCAGGGGUGAAAGUGCAAGAGGAAGUACAGCCGCUGCCAUCUUUCCUCCGCUCCAAACACACACACACACACACCGAGGGAGGGGGACGGGCGGGCGGACGGAGCGGUGCCGGCAGCCCCCGAAAACUUCCCACCGACGGCGGCCAAGAGAAAAAGACAGCACGAGCCACCACCGACGCCGCUUCCUCGUCGUCCAGCAUCACCGGCGGCAUCGACAGCAGCUUCCUCGGCGGUCCCGCUCCCGCUGCAGCGCCUCGUGGCGGCCGCGAAGGAACUCGCCUGGGGGGAGAGGCGAAAAGGGGCUGCCUGCCUGCCUGCCCGCCCGCCGCGGCUGCUUCUGCUCCUGCGGCCUCUGGGCGCUCUCUCUCUCUCCCCCCCGCCGUCGGCCUUUUGUUCUUCCUGCCUUCGCUUUCUCUUCCAGUCUUGCAAUUGUAUUUGGGAUUUGCAUUGCAACAACCCCCGCACGGGGCCGCCUUCAUCUCCAUCUCCUCCUCCUCCGGUUCCUGGGCGCGCUCGCGCACACACGGCGCCGUCGGGGCCCGGGGAUUUUCUGGAAGGCGCGAGGCGGAGCGCGUGCGCCAUUCUGGUUCCCCCCCUCCCUUUUCUUUUUGCAUUCCGCCCAUCCUCUCCCUCCUCCUCCCCCGCUUGACGGGCGCGCGCACCAGCCCCCUCGACGGGAGCGCGUGAACGCAGCAGCCGAGGAACGAGAGGACGCGCUCCCUCUGCCGGCCGUUCCUGCUGCUGCAGGCGCAGGAAGGUAAGGCGAGCCUCCAGCAGCAGCAGCCCCGAUGGAGCGGGUGAACGAGGCGGCCGCAGCAGCAGCCGCCGCCGCUGCAGCCGCCGCCAGUGCCAACGCGUGCGGCCCGUCCCCACCGGGCUGCUACACGUACCAGGUGAGCCGGCACAGCGCCGACCUUCUGCACAACCUGAACCAGCAGCGCAAGAACGGCGGGCGCUUCUGCGACGUGCUUCUCCGCGUCGGCGACGAGAGCUUCCCCGCGCACCGCGCCGUCCUGGCUGCCUGCAGCGAGUACUUCGAGUCGGUCUUCAGCGCGCAGGGACUGAGUGGAGGCGUUGAGGGCGCCGGAGGUACAGGAGCCGCCGGGGCGCCGGACGGGGGCGCAGCUGAGGCGACCGGCGCUGGAGGGGGCGGCCCCGGGGGCGGGGGCGGCCCCGGCGGGGUGGGCCGGGAGCUGGAGAUGCACACCAUCAGCUCCAAGGUCUUCGGAGACAUCCUGGACUUUGCCUACACCUCACGGAUUGUGGUGCGCCUAGAGAGCUUCCCAGAGCUCAUGACAGCCGCCAAGUUCCUUCUCAUGCGCUCUGUCAUCGAUAUCUGCCAGGAGGUCAUCAAGCAGUCCAACGUCCAGAUUCUGGUCCCUCCAGCCACCCGCCCAGACAUCAUGCUCUUCCGUCCUGGCGCGGGCACCACUGACCUGGGCUUCCCGCUUGACAUGACCAACGGCACUGGGUUGGCCCCCAAUGGCAAUGGAAUCGCUGGCAUGCCCGAGGAUGAAGCCACUCGGGCUGCCCUCUCCGCCGCUGCCCAGUCUUCCUUGCCCGUCUUGCAGGGGGUGGACCGUCUUCCCAUGGUGGCCGGGCCUCUCUCGCCACCCCUCCUGGCUUCGCCCUUCCAAAACGUUGGCACUGGCGCCCCCUCUCUGAGCAGCAAGCGGGGUCGGGGGCGUCCCCGCAAGGCCAACCUGCUGGACUCCAUGAUGUUCAGUGCCCCGGGGGGUCUGAGGGACGCUGGCAUCCUUCCCUGUGGCCUGUGCGGGAAAGUCUUCACAGAUGCCAACCGCCUCCGCCAGCACGAAGCCCAGCAUGGCGUCACCAGCUUGCAGCUGGGCUACAUCGACCUCCCACCCCCCAGGCUGGGCGAGAAUGGGAUCCCCGGGCUGGAUGACACGGCCGCCCCCCGCAAGCGGAGCCGGACAAGGAAGCAGGUGGCUUGCGAGAUCUGCGGGAAGAUCUUCCGGGACGUUUACCACCUGAAUCGGCACAAGCUGUCACAUUCUGGCGAGAAGCCCUACUCAUGCCCUGUGUGCGGGCUGCGGUUCAAGAGGAAGGACCGGAUGUCCUAUCACGUCCGGUCCCACGAUGGGUCGGUGGGGAAGCCUUACAUUUGCCAGAGCUGCGGAAAAGGUUUCUCUAGGUAAGAGGGGGGUGUCCCUGGGGUCAUGGGUUUGGAAUUCAAAAAGACUUUCCAGACGUUGGCGGCUGGUGUGACAGUUAGCUGACACCCACAAAGAUCUGGACAGAAACUGGAACGUUGCAGAUCACAGGUCCAUCAGCAGAUGUCCUCCUGCAGAUGUUCGGAUUGUAUACUAACCUGAGCAUCAUGCUGAUGGGAGCUGCAGUCUGAAACAUCUGGAGGGCACCCUGCUGUGGGGUGCAGUUCUAGGUGGAACUUUGUGAGGAGUGGAGGCUAAAGGUAAGAGCCACCAUUGCACAGGUGUGCCCAGGUUCUGCAGUAAACAUAGUGUGGGUGAUGGAAGGACAGAACACCUGUUGGGGAGAUGCAGAGAGUCCCAGGUAUAUUGUCCCCCGCGUGCUCGGAGAGGGCUGUUUGUAGUGGCAAAAGACCGCCUCUGCUGGCUGCCACAUAAGAUGCAAAUCAGCACCAUCCAUUUAAAGCAUAUUGAGCAUAUAUUUUGAGCACAUGACUUUAGUGAAUCCUGGGAACUGAAGUUUCCCUUCGCAGGGCUACCAUUGCCAGCACCCUCAACAAACUGCAGUUCCCAGGAUUCUUCAGGGGGAGUCAUGUGCUUCAAAUGUACAUAGAAUGUGCUUUCAGGGAAUAGUGUGGAACUUCUCAAAGUGACUUAACAGCAUGCGCAUGUUGAUACAGAAGUGAAUCCCGCAAGACUCAGGACUGAAUUUGCUUAGCUUAGUGUGCACAGGGAUGCAGCCUUACUAGGAAGUAAUUCAGUAGGGCUUACUUCUGAGUAAUUUGGCUCCAGGCUGCACUAGGGAGCACAUGGUAGGCCAGGCAGUGGGAGCAUUCUCCCCAGAGCUUGGAUCUCAAAGGUUCUCUUUAUGAGAGUGACCUGGACUUCAAAUUCUCCACCUUCGUGUCCUGAGCAUUUUCUGAUACUCACAUUGGUGGAGUUUGGAUGGCUUACUUGAGAGAAAUAGAACGCUGUUCUUGAAUUACAGGGCAUGGAUGUAAGUAUUGUUGAGUGUGCUUGCAGAAAGCAUCUGGAAUCAGAUCAGUACAUGUGUGUUGAUCUCGAAGGAGAGGGCAGCUUCGUUGGUCGAAGAUGGAUUCACACGACUGUGUGGCUUGCACUACAGCGUGGUGUUCUCUGUCCAUAUGAGUGACUGCGAAUCAAAGCAGGUCUCCAUAAUUCAGGAAAUCACGUUUGUUUAAAGAGGUUGUGACAACCUAAAGACUGGUGGAAUCCUUCACAAAAAUCGCUAUUGUGGUGAUGGAGAAUGCAUGGGGAGAAUCAAUUUUUGCUUAGACAACUAUGAUGACUCCGCUCUUAAUUUCCCCUUUUGGGUAGGAAUGUCACAAAAUAGCCCAGGAUUUGCACCUACUUCAAUAUUCCUCUGGUUUUGCAUAAGAUCCUGCUUCGUUUGCACUCCUAAAGAUACCACUGACCAAGGCAAACUUCAUCAGCCUGGUGCGCUGUAGAUAUUUCUGGGCUACGACUUGCAUCAGCCCUAGCCAGUGCAAACACGCUGCCAUCAACCCCAGCAUCUGGCUGUGGUGCCUGGGGCUGAUGGGAGCUGUAGACCAAAACAUCUGAAGAGGUACCUGUUUUGUUUCUGGCUAUAGUUCAAUAAUCACUUCUACAGAUGGACCUGAACUGUUGUUUAAUUAAAAGAUCAGCAGACAAAACUUGCAGUGGCAGCAUUUUGCUUAAGAUAACUUCAGGUGUAAGCAAAAGGUUGUGUUUCCCCCCACUGAAACUGGACUGACACUUAAAAAAAUCAAAACCCAUAACUCUUUUUAUGAUCUUUAAGGUUCGGAGAUUACUAUUAUUAUGUUUGAUUAAUUAAUCGCCUUCUAAACCAUCAUCUCAAGGCGAUCUGCAUUUAAGAUAAUUAAAAACAGUUAAAAACACAGAACAGCAGAUAAGAACAAGACUAAUACUCUAACAUAAAAAGAACCCUCCUGGGUUGUCCUGUUCUCACAUAUCCUUCUGGGAAGCCACUAUCCCAUUUGUGAUUCCCAGCAAGUGGCAUUCAGAGGCAUACAGAAGUAAUAGAAUCACAGAAUUGUAGAGUUGGAAGUAACCCUGAAGAUCUAGUCCAACCCCUGCAGUACAGGAAUAUGUACCGGUAGUUGUCCCACACAGGCCGUGCUUUUUCCCCAGGGGGUAUUCAAUAGUAUGCAGUAUCAGCACAUCUUUUUAAUUGUUAAAAAGUGUGGCACUUUUUCUACAAUAAAAAAAAAACAGUGCACAGGGAUCAAACCUGAAACCUUGACAUUAUUAGCACCUUGCUCUAACUAAAGGAGCGUUUUCCGUUGGGUGGAUUUAAAAGUAAAGAUUGAUCUAUGCCUUAACCACUUGGGGCACAAAAUGUUGACAGGCGUUUUGCUGAAUCAACCAGGUGUGCACACUGAUUUGGGCUGCAACUCUCAACCUGCCUUCUUCCAUUGAACCCAGUGAAGUUUCCUGGUGACCAAGUAAACAUAGGAGUGAGUGGAACUCCAGCCCUAAAUGCACUUUCUGUGAAACAAAUCGCAGUGAGUUCAGGAGAACUGAUUAACAUUGUACACAGGUUGUACGUUGACAAUAAAGGCAUUAUUAUUAUUAUUAUUAUUAUCAUCAUUAUCAUCAUCAUCAUCAUUAUUAACCAGAGGUUCUUGGGAUCAUACCCACAGGCUGGAAGUAAAUUCAUUUGAUACAAAUGGAAGUUACUUUUGAGUAAAUAUGGUUAAGAUCGGGGUGUUAUAUUCCUUUCAAAUAAUAAUAAUACUUGUAUGAAGCAAGGUACAUUUAAAACCAGGGUAUUUAAAGUCUUUGAACACCCAUCUUUAUUUAGAGGUAAGAUUUUUCUGGGAUUGUUUCUGUUUGAAACUUAUUUGUGAAAGCAUGUACGUAAUACUUUUAGGCUGGAGGCAAAUAAAACUUAAUUUCCUCUUCGUUUGUGAGGAAAUUUAGUAACAGAAAUUUGACAGCAACUGCAUUAUGGACAAUUUAUGUCUUUCUAAAAAAGCACCACACUCCUGGUUUUCAGAAAUGUUGACUGCUCAAGAUUAUGGUAAUUUAAGGAAGGAGGAUUUUCAGCUUUUUAGAUUGCUUUCUGUAGGUGUGCCUUUUUACAGCACCUUGAUAUGCAGAUGUUUAGCAGAGAAGCAUACUUCUCUUUGUUGUGCAAAGUGCUACCUGUUGAUUUCAAACAUCAACAUGUUUGUUUUUUCCCCUUAGUUAGUUGAAAAUAUACAGAAGAAAGGCACAUUACAUCCUACAGGUCCCUUUCUGAAAAAGAGAGGUGUGUUUGCAGGAAUUAUAAACAACCACUUAAAGACUUUUCUGAUGGUUCAUAAAGUUCCCCCUCUGUUUUAAUUACUGGUAUACACCAUUAUAUCUUUCCCCACUCCCCCCAAAAUUGAUUCCCUGCCAUUUGAGGGAGAGGCUUUGGGAAGGAGGUCUAUUAGCGCACGCCCCCUAAAAAAGAAAAGAAAAGAAAAAUAGGCAAGGCAUUGCAAAAGGGCAAUUCUUAGCAGACUACAAGGAAGGCUUCAGUUCUGCAGAUUCCCUUGGCAGGAACCUCAAAUAAAAUAAGGGGAAUUUGCUUCUCAACAAGGGGGCCGGGUAAGAUUUUUGCAUAUGCAAAAGUCCCUUUGGGUUCAGUGGUGCUUAUUGCCAUGUAAAUGGAUAUAAGAAGGCAGCCUCAAACUUGUAUAAUAAAUGGACUAGAAUUUAUUGAUUCAGGGGAAAGCUUGACUUUUCAUUGCUGUACUGUUCUUUCCAUACUUGCCCAGAAGAAUCAACCCCCCCCCCCCGUCGAAAUAGUGUGUUUUUUGCCUAAGCUUUCCCUGGCCUGCAAAGUUGGGCCCUGUUAUCCCCAAAUUUCUGUUUUAAUAAUGCUGUUUUUAUGUUGUAUGAUCUGGUUUUAUCAUUGUUUAUAGUAUUGCUUCUAAUGUGCUUUUGCAUACCUCUUAUGGGAUUUUUCAACGUUAAACAAUUUAGAAAUGUUUUUAGAAGUACUGUAAUAUAAUAAUUAGCAAAAAUAAAUAAAUAGCUGUGGUUCCUGUAUUGCAGGAGCUUGGUCUAGAUAAGCCUUUUGAGUCCCUUCCACCUCCGCAAUUCUGUAAUUCUAUGAAAUAAGUUAGCAAACCGGCUUUCGGUGGGACUUGCUCCCAGGUAUGGGUGCGUUGAAGGUUUUAAAAGUCUAUUUCAACAUUCACAGUGGCUCUUAAAACGAGGGGCUGAUGGGGGGGGGAGCUGGAGGAGCCUUGGAUCACAGGGGCGCAUUUCAGGCCCAAACCAGACCCUCCGGUUGGGCUACUUCAGCUCACCUGCCUUUCCCAUCAGGUUGAGCAGCUUAACUGGGGAUCUGCCCUAUCUGCUUGCUUUCCUGUAGGGUGAAUUCUGCUGAGCUGCAUGUAAUUGGCUGAGGACAGAAAAGCCGUUGUGAGAAGACAGAGAGGGGGAGAUAAUCUCAUUCCAAGCAGCUUUUGGUCUCAGACAAUGCCGAGCUUUCUUCCCACCAGGAAAAACAGGCAGCGUUUUGGGAUCUGCUUUGGCGACGCUAGGAAAACAGACCGGACAUUAUCACCAGUGGGGGGUGGGUGUCAAAGUUCUAUAGAACAACCUCCCCCAACCUAAUGCUUUCCAGAUGUUUUGGACUACAACUGCAUACAGGCUGGGCCUGGUGGGAGUUGUGGACCCAAACAUUGGUAGGGCCCCAGGUUUUAGGGAGAAGGCUGCUGUAUCAUGGAGGUUGAGGUCCUCUCUGCCUUGGGAUUGUGUCCAAGCAGUGUUAGAAACUCAGAUAUAAAAGGUGGGUGCCAAAUGGCUCCUUAAAGCAAGGUUACAGUCUCCAAAACGGAAUGUCUAGUUGCCAUUUUGGGGCGUCUUAUUUUUCUUUUUUUUAUAUAUAAUUUUAAUUAAGUUCAACGUACCAAUUAUUAUACAUUCCACAGAACUUCACAUCUUAUACAAUCUUUUUGGACUUCCAUCAGCACCUCUGAUGAUCCACCAUUUUUAUCAUUUCUUCUGCAUUUCUUAAAUUCCUAUUGCCUUUAAUUAUCUUAACUCACGAUCCACCUCUUUAACAUUUUUGCAAUAAUUCAAAUAAUUUACCUCACAAAACUUCUUGCAAACCUACAAACGUAAUCUGGUCAUCACAAUUACUUUUCAAAUAGUCCGUAAAUUUACACCAGUCUUCUGUGAAUCUCUGGUCCCGCAGGUUUCGAAUUCUUCCGGUUAGUUUAUCCAAUUCUGCAUAGUCCAUCAAUUUCAUCCUCCAUUCUUCUUUUGUCGGUAAUUCUUCUUGCUUCCAUUUUUCUGCCAAUAAUAUUCUUGCUGCUGUCAUUGGGCGUCUUAUUUUUCAAUUUGACUGUGAUUGCUUCUCAGUUAAACAUCUGGCUAGCUGAGAUGACAACCUUGAGCUAGGUUAAGAACUUUGAGAACUUAAAGAACAAAAGUCGUUCGAUCCAGAGACAGUCCACAUAUAUAUUGGCCCAUUCCGACCUCUUUUUCUUAGUGGUGACUGCUCCUGCUCAGGCUGCACAGAAAAAGCAUUUUGGUUCCUGAAAUUCGUUCCAUUAGUACAUAUAAAAUAUCAGAUAGAAUUCUACAGGAUGUGGUAUUAGUGUGUGAAAACAGUCCAGAUUCAGUGAUCUCCCAGCAAGCAGCUCUUGAUGCUGGAGAUUAGGGCUGUGUUAUAAAUUGACGUAUCGCCUGAUAUUGGGUUUUAGAUCAAAUCGCGAUAACCGUUUUUUUAAAAAAGCGACUUCGCAAUUUAUCACAUGUUGUGUGUGUGGUGUUCAAAAAUCACAAUAUUGGAAAAACCAGGAAGCCGAUGCUUCUUCCUGUGUGUGCAGCCCUUGCUAACUCGCACCUCAGCCAGCUCUUCCCUGUCUCCUGCAGCAGCAAGAUAUAGCUAUAAAUUACUAUUCAAACAUCGACCAGCAGAUAUCACCAAACAGAGCUUUGAGAACCAGUUAGCUCCCAGUCUCCCCAGCCAUCCAAACGGCAAGCAGGGACUUCUUCCCUCAAGGCUCUUGCUUAAAGGCGCCAGGCUGGUAGUUGGCUUAGAGAAAGCCUGCAGGUUCAGACUUCUGGAGCCCUUUCCCCCCAUAAAACCAUAAACUUAAAAAAAAACAGUCAGACACCUCCCUUUGACAUUUGACCCUCUUUCAUUUUCCCCUCCAUCUGUGUGUGUGUGUACAGUGGUACCUCUGGGUACGAACUUAAUUCAUUCCGGAGGACCGUUCUUAACCUGAGGUACCACUUUAGCUAAUGGGGCCUCCCGCUGCCACCGCCGCGCGAUUUCUGUUCUCAUCCUGAGGUAAAGUGCUUAACCCGAGGUACUAUUUCCGGGUUAGCAGACUCUGUAGCCUGAAGUGUUUGUAACCUGAGGUGUUUGUAACCCAAGGUACCACUGUACUGCUUGUGGGUGUGCAAGUGUCUACGUGUGUCUCCCUCCCUGCUCCCAUUGGUGGUAUUUUUUGGUGAAGCAGCAGCAACCAGCAUCAAAAAGCACUGGGUUGUUUAUUAUUAUUAUUAUUAUUAUUAUUAACCCAGCCAACACUUCACACUUCGUUUUCUGUAAGCGGCAGCCAGCCCCUUCUUAAAACUGUACUGCUUGGGGGGGUGUGAUUGUGUCUCCCUGUUGGUGUGCCCAACUGAUGCUUCGUUUGGAGCUAUGGCACUAUUGCAAGAAGCAGAGAGGCUUAUUUAACACUAUUUUUUAGCCCCAUGUUUCUUUAGCUCAAUCUGCCCUGCAGUGCUUCGCUUGCGCUCUCUCUCAACUCUUUCCCUUCUGAGUUGCUUCCUUCCUUGCUCCAUGAACGAGCCCCAGUCAUAGCAGUCAACUUUUCCCUUUUCUUGCGAGGAAUCCUAUUCGGAAUAAGGGAAUUUCCCUUCAAAAAAGGGAAAAGUUGACAGCUAUGGCCCCAGUUCUUCCCUGCUUCUCUCUCUCUCUCUCUCGUGUCUUGUAAAUUGCUUCAGAAUAAAAGGGGGGAAAACCCAGUGUUUGUUGUGUGUGCCUUUCUUUUGGGGCAGAAGCAGCCCACAGGUUUCUUACUAAUCCAGCCUACGCUGUCAGCCCAUGUUAACUCUGCGAGUCUUUGGCUCCCCCUCCCCAGUCGCAAGCAGGAGGGAAAUACAGCCUUGAGAUGCUUGUUGUCUUGCAAGUUGCUCCAGAGUAAAAGAAAAACACACACACACCCUGCUCUGCCAUUUGAACCUCUUCUGUGUCUUCCUCCACCUCUCUAUGCUCCCCACUUUCUCCUAUAUGGCUAUGCCAAGAGUGGACAUUGAUGAAUGCCCUCUGAUGGCAGGGGGGAGGCAAUGUUGAAGGGGCUUGCAAAGAAGUUUUUUGCUAUCCCAGGAACAAGUGUGGCAUUUGAAAGUGUGUUCAGCACAGCUGACAACGUUCUUCAAAUACAAAGGGCAUCUCUAUUGGCAGAGAAAGCCAAAACGCAAAUUUCCUUUAAUAAUUUCUGUUCUGUAAAAUUUUACCCACCCUUUCUGGUUUGGCCUGGUUUAUAAAAGAAAUGCAGAUUUUCCUGACAAUAAAAAUAUAUAAUUUGUUUAUAAUUUGUUCUGUUAAAAUGUAUCCGUUCCGUUCUUUCUAUUUUGGCCUGGUUUUGAAAAGAAAAUUAACAAACAAUCAAAUGAACUGGUGUUGUGGGAUGUAUACAUUCAACUAAGACUCCAUAAUGAAUUAUAUUUGAACAUCUAAAAGUGUGACACUGACUUUGCUAUUUUCUUGUUUAGUAAUGUAAUCAAAUUUUUAGGGAACCUUUGAUAUCUAUGCUACUAAUUACGUCUACAGAUUUAAUUUUAGAGAAAAUGUGCUAUUUAAACAUUAUUGGUACAGUAGUUCUAUAACAUAACAGUUGUAACAAUAUGUUAAAGUAAAAAAUUAUCGGUUUUAGGCUUGGACCCAUAAGUAGUAGCAGUUGCCAGGACAUUACCAUUUUCACCUCUACAUAGCUCCAGCCUUAUUUCAGAUAUUGUGAUAUAUCACAAUGUUUAACUGGUGAUGUAUCAUGAUGUUGAAAACCAGGUAUCUCCCAGCCCUACUGGAGAUGUCAGGUGCCAUCCAGGUGCCCAGGGAUCUUCACUUGGUCACAAGUGGUUGAUAGCCGGGUGCAAAAUGUGCCUGGCAAAUUUCAAACACUGUCCACCAAGGGUUAGUCAUGGGAAAAGACCUAUGAGAAAUAUGUUGAGAUCUUGUCUACCUACGUAUGCAUAUUUGGGCGCCCUACUGAGUUUGGUGUGAGAUUCACUCUCCAUAACUCUACUAUGUUUGCAACCUUCUUGAUGUCCAACUUGAAUCCCAUUGGUUUCUGUGGAGCAAUUAAAUCAGUGGUUCCCAAACUGUCCGCCAUGUGGAACGCCCUCCCAACUGAUGUCAAACAGAUAAACAAGUAUCUGGCUUUUAGAAGACAUCUGAAGGCAGCCCUGUAUAGGAAAAAUUUUAAUGUUUGAUAUUAUAUUGCGUUUCUAUAUUUUGUUCGUGCGAUGGAAGUGUAAAUGACUACCAGACUUUGAAAAGCUGGUAUCACUGGAUCAAAUUCAGCAAUUUUGUUGAAUCAAACUAAAUAGUUUUAACUGGAUUUGGAACAAAUGUGCAGUUAAUUCUUACUGUUCUGAAUUUGAUUGUGUUGUUAUUAUCUUCCUUAUUGGGUCGUGUGAACCGCUAUUCUGAAAAAGGCUUUGUUUUUAUAGGUUAGGGGGUGCUGGGGAUGACUUUAAAGAACCAAGGGGGGGAUGGUGGCCCGAAAAUGUUUGGGAACCACCAAUCUAGAAAACCUCUGUUGUGUUUGGUUACAAUAGAUGCUGCAGACCUAACUCCAGCUUAUCUCUCUUUUCGUCCCCUUUCUCAAGGCCUGACCAUCUGAACGGGCACAUCAAACAAGUGCACACGUCAGAAAGACCUCACAAAUGUCAGGUAGGAACUACUGGAUGGAGGAGGGUCUGUGAUGAUGGGGAGGAAGCCUCUGAAGAAGGUGGUGGAGAUGCAAGCCUUCUUCUGUACACCUGGAAUUUACCGUGCUCCUUGUAAACUUAUUCUAGAGACACUCCGCUCCUUCCCCCCCUUCCCACCACCCUCUUCCCAAUGUCAUCUGCUUCUCCUCCCCUCCCUCGUAUGGUCUCUCCUCUUCCUGCCCCUCCAUCUCAUCCCUACCUUUGUAGUGUUUGUCUCUGCUCUGCUCGCCCUAGGCGAUCAACCUUUUCUCUCUGCAAUCAGCCUUUUCUCUCUUCGUCCUGCCUGCCCGUCAACAGGUGGGCUCUCAAGGUCCCUCAUUGAUUUUAGGGAAAUUCCAGUUAGCUACUGAACGCAUUUUUUGUGGGUUCCUCCCCCCACAUUUGAACAUCGCACUGAGCAAAAUUGGAAGCUCCCCCCACCCUUUUCUCUCUCUUUUUUUUUCCUAGCAAGGGGACACACAGAGCAUUGCUCAAAUUCAACUCUGACACGGCUUUGGGGAAGGUGGGGUGGGGCUGUUUCUUCUUCCUUCCUUUCCCAGUUAACGUAACUGUUUCUGUUUGGAUUUAAAGAACAAUAAACACCCCUGGAGUUGCUGCAUGGAGGAGGCAAGCUCCUUGCGGGGAGGGGGCAACUCCAAAACCCAGCUAAGGCUUAAGACACGAUGGGCGUUCAAGCUGGUUAUCGUUUCUGCUAGCUGCUCUACCUGUGACCUGAUUGAGCUGGACUGCUCCAAUGGCCUCUGCCAACCUUCUCCUUUCUGAGUGGUAAAAAGAUGAUCACAUACGAGACAGGCAUGUUGGCUUGCUUGCUUGUUUCGUGAAAUUUAUGCACUGCUCGGACGUCAAAAGAGAAAAGCCAACCUCAAAGCAGUUUAUGAAACAAUAAAACUAUCAGUUAAAAGAACUCUUUAGAACAUCCAAAAGCUAAAAUCAGUGAUUAAGCUCAAAAUAGAUUAAAACAUACUUCAGUGUUCUGUUUCUGGAUGGCGCUUGCCUGAACAAAAAUGUUUUUAGCAUGCUCAGGAAAGAGCACAGCAAAGGCACCUGCCUGGUGUCAAUAGGCAGGGAGUUCCAAAGUGUAAGCACACAAAAAAUGAUUUCUCACAGAUGCAGAAUGUGUCUUAUGUGGCACCUAUAAUGGUGCCAGUUUCACUGAUAGAAACAGGUGGAUGUAUAUGAGAUAAGGCAAUCUUGCAGGUAAACCUGUCCCAAGUUGUUGAGGGCUUUAAAUGCUAACAGUAAUGCCUUGAAUUUGGCCUGGUAGCAAAUUGUACAGCAGGUGCAGAUCUCUGAGCCCAGGUGGUAUACGCUGACAUGGCCUCACUCCUGUCAGCAAUUGCGCUGCAGCAUUUGGCACUAACUGCAGCUUCCGGAUCAAGCGCAAGGAAAGCCCCGCAUAGAGCGCAUCGCAGUACAGUGGUACCUUGGGUUACAUACGCUUCAGGUUACAGAUUCCGCUAACCCAGAAAUAGUGCUUCAGGUUAAGAACUUUGCUUCAGGAUGAGAACAGAAAUCGUGCAGCAGCGGUGCAGCAGCAGCGGGAGGCCCCAUUAGCUAAGGUGGUGCUUCAGGUUAAGAACAGUUUCAGGUUAAGAACGGACCUCUGGAACGAAUUAAGUACGUAACCAGAGGUACCACUGUAAUCCAGUGCUGAAGUCAACGCAUGAACUACUGUGGCAAAAUAUUGAUAUCACUGCUUUUACUCUUUUUCUCUUGGGGGCGUGGGAUGUGAUCUUUAACGCUGUGGCAUGUUUUGCUGUGAGUUCCUCAUAUAAACUUAAUAUAUUUUAAAUCACCAUCUGUGAGGAUUCUGCUGAAGCAGAUGUCACCGGGGGGGGGGGGGCGGAAUGCAGAUGCGAGGGUUGAGCCCAGCCAUUUUGUCAGUGUAUGAUCUGCUUCUUUGUAAAGCUGGGGCUUGUUUAAAAAAAAAAAAAUCAGUAGCAGCAGCUACAAUGCAAACUUUGGAAAAGAGAGGGGGAGAGAGAAGGCGCCCAGAGCUCCUUGCAGAGGGUUCUGUAGUGUGGCCCAGUACAGUCAGUAGUAAGGUGAAGAAAGCUUAUGGGUUCCUGCAGAAUAAGUGGGGCAGGGGAGCCAAAAAUAAUGCCAAUAUAUUUCACAUCUGGCAAGCAUUGCACCCCUUUGGUUUCAGAUGGUACAUGGGUAGACAAGUCUAAAAAGCCCGGGGCACAAAUUUUCACAGCCCUCUAGUGGCUAUGGUGACUCAUUUACCGGAAGUAAUUUACAGUGGUACUGUCAGGGAACUGCCAUCCAUGCCGGAGGGAGAGAGCAAGAUCCAGAGGGAUUCCAGAGAGCGUCCCGGGAUUGGGAGAGGCAGCCCAUCUUCUGGGGAAGAGAAUCAGCGUAGCACCAGUGGAGAAGGGGGGCAGAUGGGGGAAGCGGCGAGACGGUCCCAUGACUCCUUGCCGGGGACCAGCGGGGAGAGUAGGGGUCCUCCGCUGCCUACGCCCUCCUUGCGCAGAAGGCUUUCACGCAGAGAGAGUAGGAGGAGACUAGGCGUCAAAGAGCUUCUUUGCUGGAAGAAGUUUAAGAAACGCCCACUGACGGAUUCUGCCAGCGAUUGAGACAGCCACGGGUGAGUGGCUGUCCGGACAGAAAAGGUUCACUCAGGCAACCCAGCCAGGUGUUUGCACCGGCUUACGCACGAGCAACCCCUAGAACCACUACAGGUACCUUGGGUUACAUACGCUUCAGGUUACAGACUUCGCUAACCCAGAAAUAGUACCUCGGGUUAAGAACUUUGCUUCAGGAUGAGAACAGAAAUCGUGCUCUGCCGGCGCGGUGGCAGCGGGAGGCCCCAUUAGCUAAAGUGGUGCUUCGGGUUAAGAACAGUUUCAGGUUAAGAACGGAACUCCGGAACGAAGUAAGUACUUAACCCGAGGUACCACUGUAUUUAGAGUUAACUCUAUAUAAAUUUAUAAGGAACUCACAGCAAAACAUGCCACAGGCUUUUUAGACUCGUCUACCCAUGUACUAUCUGAAACCAAAGGGGUGCAUUGGUUGCCAGAUGUGAUUCCCCCCUGCCCAGCUCUCCUACCCAGGGUGGAUUUGAUUUAAAUCAAAUUGAUUUAAAUCACGAUUUAAAUCACUAGUCGGUAAGACUUGAUCUAAAUCACUAGUCAGUAAGACUUGAUUUAAAUCUCUCUUUUCUUUUCUUUUUACAGAGAGACUCAUUCUUGCUGGUAUAAUCUUAAUAUUUACAACCAGAGGAAGGUUUCGUUUUUGGAAUAAUAAAUUUUCAGAGUAGUUUUUAGUUAUAUCAAAAAUUACUGAUAUGGUUAUACUGGUAGAAAUACAUAGAAAGAUAAUUAUGAAAUUAUUGCGAGGUUUAAUAAGUUAACUGUUUAUAUUUGGACAACUUUUCUGCUGUACUUUAUGGGGGGGAAUCAUUUCCUUAAUAACAGUUUAAACAAUUUAUUUAGCUAAAGUAAUAACAUUAUAGCAUAUGUAUCCAAAGUCUGGGCAAAGACACGUGAUUUCACCAGGCGCCUCCCUCACCCCUAUCCACUGGGUAGCUCUACAAUUUGCACCCUACAGUAUGGGGGAUAAACUGGGUCGACGUUGUAAUCCCUUUCCCCCCCCCCACUGUUUUUAUUAAAGUCACCCACCCCCCAAAUGGUCUUUGUAAUCUUAAAUAUAUGUUGCACAACACCCACUCCCCCCAAAAAACCCUGCAGAAGUUGUGAGGAUCUUAGCACCUCAAACAUGUAAGAUCUUGAAGACAAUUGAGCAAUUUAACCCCAAUUAGAUUAAGGGGCUUAAAAUAAUCUGUGGCAACCAUCACCACCCAACCUGGCAUCUUCCAGAUGUUUUGGAGCCCAAACAGUUUGGGAAGACGAUCCAUAGCUAUCUGUUGGUUAGCAUGAGAAAAAUAUAACUUUUUUCAAUUCAGCUGGGAAUAAAUGAUACCUAGCAAGGCAUCCUGAAGAUCCCAUUAAGGGUGUUUUUGGGAAUUAUUUUUUUUAAAUACAUCUUUUUAUAUUUGGGUGCAUCAGUCUGUAUUUAUAUGACCUGCAAAUUUUAAUAUCAUAAUUAGCGGUUCUCCUUAGGCUUCAGUCCUGAAGCUGCUCAAGAGCAGAUGAAUUAUUAAGGUGUGGCAAAUGGCCAGUAAAUUCAAGUUUGCAAACUAAAGGUUGACAACUUAUUUAACCAGCCUCUGCUACUGUGCCUUUUAACAGGGGUUUAACAUGCAGACAUUAUAAAGUGGCUGGGUUCAUCUCCAUGCUGUGAAAACCUUGCCCUGCUGAUUUCUUCAGAUGAAGCUGCUAACUGUUAAAGGCAGAAGAACUCGGCAGUGGGUGUGUUUUUUUCUGGACAGUUGGCAACUAUUUGGGUGCCAACUGACCUUAACCGGCACAGCCCUUAUUCUGUUUUAAGAUUGCCUUCCAUUUCUGAACUGAACCCAUCGGAUUUCUCAAAAGCAUGCAAUUCUACCAGUGCCAUUGCAAAACAGAGAUCCUUCUCUUCUCACCAUAUUUUUUUAGUUGUUUUUUUUAAGUUUUUAUUUACUUAUUUAUUUAUAUUUGCCCAUCUCCUAACUAGGAGUUAAGUAUCUCAGUGCAAAAGAAUUCAUGUGGCUGUUGGUUUUUCCUACCCAACACCUUAAUUUUACUCCAUUCAAGUUUUGAUCUGAGAUAAAUUUAUUUCACAUGGAUUUAUUUCUUUAAAAAUAUUUAAAAUAUAUUUUCACUGUAUUUGGCUACCCAGAUAGAGCUUUAUUAAAUGCGCGCUGUCUUUUGCACAGGUGUCUUGAAAAAACAAAGUACAGACAGCUGGGUUUAGCGCUCAUGGCAGGGCACAUCCCUUUUGUGCAAAUAUAUAAAUCCCCAACAGUUAUAAUUACAGAGAAAUAUAACUAUGGCAAAGACAACUUUAUCUACAGUUGUGCCUGCCUUUUUAAGGGGAAAGUGCUAAAUGGAAUUAGUGUCACUUGUUGUACAAGCACCCAUCACCCAGGGCAAGAGUCAUAUGUCCUGCCCACCUCUCAAAUUCGGUUGCGCAGAGGUUCCCAAGCCCUUGGCGCAGAGGCCUUUUCUACUUCAGUAACACAAUGAAACUACUAUUCAGUUUGCAAUGAAACUACUAUAUAAAAUGAUGUCCCCACCACCACCACCACCAGUUUAGCCGUGGUUUCAGUGGAAAUCUCUUGAAUCAAAGUGGCUUCCGCCAGCAAAGGAACAACCAUGAGCUCACUUUAAGCUCCCAAUUCUUCCUUUGUAGCCACGCCAGGAUUUGCUCCAUAGUUCACUUCAUAUAUGAUAAUUGGGUGUGGUUUUGGAGAAACAGCCUUUUGAGCCCAAUGGAGAGGCCUGGUAGGCCAGAGCUAAGCCACAGGCUGGAGUUUCCCGACCCCAGGACAGGGGUGCCAUGUUUGGGAAGGCUGCCAUAGAAAGGUUCAUUAAGUGAGUCAUCAUUUAACAAUCAUCGCCUUGGAGCCCACUUAGUUUCUCGUCAGCACUGGCUCUACAAUCCACCAUCCAUUUCCAGCAGCAAGGUCAAAUAUAUUUUCCUUAUCUAAUUUUAACUGGGAGCUGGUUCAGGGUCUGGAAGGGCAGUCUUUGCACAGGGAACACCCUCCAGGAACUUGAUCGCGCUGCUAUUCGUGUUGACACCAGGUGGGACUCAGCAGACCAGUUCACCUGGUCACCUUAAGAGCGAGGAUGGGCAGAAAGGAAAAGUGCAUCAGAUGAGUUUUUUCAUGGGAGGAGGGGAGGGGAAAAUCCAAGGGGUUAAUGGGUGUCAUCUUCCACUCCAUCCCCAUCAGUUCCUGGAUCUUUUAAAACUCAGCCGCAGAAGGAAAACCUGGAAUGCUACUGAUUCUGCUGCAGCCAGAAUUGCAGUUGCUCUGCCUUCACCGCCAUGUGUGCGACCCAAGACCGACCAAGAUAAUGAAGAUCAAUUGGGUGUAACAUGGGUGGGGGGCUCUCCCAUGCACGCUGUGGCCGCCCCCCAAUGCAACUGUUCUUGGCAGGAUUCAGCCUUGUGGCCAGAGGUGGCUCACGCAGAAGUGUGAUUUGCAUGAACUGGCUCCUCCAUGUGGGCGCUCUCCACAAUUUGUGCAGCCCAUACUGGUGCCUUCUGGAUGUUUUGGUCUAUGACUCCCAUCGUUCCCAACCAGCACGGCCAUAUUGACUGUUCCAGCAUGGCAGGGGCGGUUAGGAGUUGUAGCCCAAAAUGUCCGUGUUGGGCUGGAGCUGAUGGAACUGGUAAUCCAGAACUUCUAGAGGGUCAUCAAAGGCAGGUAUAGAAGUUCGCAGUAUUGAUUUGAGCAUGGAAGAAGAAAUUAACUUGCUUUCAUUUUUAAUUGUGGGGCCAUCUCCUGGGGUAAUUCCCUUUUUACCUGCCACAUUUAAGUUAGUAUCUGGCCAUCUUCAGCAUUAGGAGACAAAACCUGAUUCUCAAGCGAGCUAGACUUGUAUUCCCUGAAAAACAAAAAGUUAAAAAUAAGCAUUCAGAAAACUCGUGCUUUUCCCAAAUGAUUUCAUUGCAGAAUGAGUUUCUUCCUUAUCUAAUCUCUCUUACUUCCUGCCUAUUAGCAGGAAAUUGCCAGCCUCCAUGGAAUAAGCUCAGAGACAUCUACAUCCCUAGAGCAGUUGAAACUUCAAGAGGUAUUUCUUAAACACUGUUUAUUUUUUUAAAAACUUCUCUAUUUUUAGUAUAUUUAUCUGCCUUUGCAAUGCUUGACAGGAAAGCACUGGAGUUUUCCUUUAUUAUUAUUAUUAUUAUUAUUAUUAACAGCGCUCUCUGAUAAUCUUAAAUUGUAUAUUUAAAGACAUUAACCUCUUAAAAUUUGAAAUGUUUAGUUUCCUUCAAAGCUGAUUGUAUUGUCUCUUGUUUUCUUUUUCUUUUUAGUUCUGAUUUUAGGCUUUCUGGACUCUUUCUGUAUUUCUCUCGUUCUCUUUGAAAGAAUUAUUUUUGCCAGUCUGCUCAAUAACUAACUGUGAUCGAGAAUCAUAAUGCCUGGCUUGAAAAGAAAUAAGCAAAUUAAACGCAGCAACAAAUCACUUGAUACCUGUUUUUGUUUCCAGUGAGCUGCGUGGCAUACUAGACUCAGCCUCUUGGGACUUUGUUCUGCACAAGCUCUACCGUGGAGCUUAUCAUAGCUGUCAACUUUUCCCUUUUCUUGCGAGAAAUCCUAUUCGGAAUAAGGGAAUUUCCCUUAAAAAAAGGAAAACAUUGACAGCUAUGGAGCUUAUGCAGGAGAACUUCCCAGCAGGUUGUUCUGAAGUUCACUCCUUUGGCGUCCUUUCCAUGAGUAAGGCUUGCUGUGUUUCUUUGUUUUCCUCUUUAUAGCUCUGAAUGUGCCUGUUACUUAGUCAUUUUGAAAUUAAACCUGAACACUUCUCCUAACAGCCCAAAGAUUUAUAUAUUUUAAUCUGCAUCAUAGGAACUGCUAUCGGUUUCCCACAGGUAAUCACUUCACUGGUUGUGUUGGGGAACUACAACUUUCCUCUCGUCCAUUGGUUAUGCAAAAUGCACUUUUAAAACCGCAGUGGGUAUCGCUUGUGUCGGAACCCUUUCUAAAGUCUCUGUGCCCAGUUUAUUUUUUGCUAAAUGAAAGCUGCCCCUGUUUUGCUCAGCGCAAUGUCCAAGUGGUUAUAUUUUGAACUUUAUAUAUCUGUUUCUGACUUAACAGCUUUUUGUAAUGUCAGAGUCAUUUCUUAGUGGAAUCUAUUCAUGGGACAAACCACAAAUAAUUUUGUGUUUUUUAUUGCGGUGCUCUGGUCUGGAUCCUGCAGGAGGAGGCAGAAAUUUCCUCUUAGUGCUUUGCCUAUUCACCAAGGGACCUGACCUAAAGUCUCUUCAAACUAAGAGAAAACAGUGAUCUAUAUUCAUUUCUUUCCUUUUUUAAAAAAACAGAACUUGCUUCAGGCUAUUUAUGCAAUGACGUCUCUCCGUUAACGCCAUUCUGCAUCAUUUAAGGGCCAGCUUCAGUAACUGUGUAACACUGAUAGGGAAGGGCCAUAGCUCAGUGGUAAAGUUUUCACCUUGCAAGCAGAAGGUCCCAGCUUCAGUUCCCCAGUGGCAUCUCCACAUAGGGCUGGAAAUGUUCUGAAUCCAUGGUGAGCUGGUACCAAUCAGCAUGAACAAAUACCAAGCAGGGUGGACCAAUAGAGUCUGACUCCAUAUGCGGCAGCAACUUAACACUCCUGAUCAUCUUCAGAACUCUAGAAUUCUAAGGAGAACAAGGAAUCCCUGACAGAUUCUUAGCCUUUUCUCCCUCUGCCCAGAAGAGACGUGUUUUGGGCAUUACAAAGGCGGCCCUAGUCUAGAAUCCAACAUGGGUGUUGAGUGCCAUCACACGGGCACUGGAGAGAGCAGGAUGUUUAUUAGGGAGGGGUUGACCUCCAUGCUGAGCAGGGAUUUUCACUUGUAAGGAUUCAAAUUGUGCCCCAUAACCUUUUCUGCUUCUAAAACUCCGGUGAGAGUCAGGCUUGCAUGUGUUCAGAACUGAUAUGUUUAAUAUAUAUAUAUACAGAAGAAUUCUGAAGCUUGCCUAAAUUACACAAAUGAAGCCAUUUCCGAUUGAUAUUGCAUAGUCUGGUCUAUCAUUUUAGCGAAUUUCCCCCUUUUUUUAUUCUGCUGCUGCUUAUACUAUAGGGAAACACUGGAGGCCUUCCCUCCACCCUGCACAUACACUUGCCUUAGAGCCAUGACGGCUAGUAACAUGGCUCUUUUAUUUAUUUUUGUGGAAAGUGAGAUUAGCAGGAAGCUUAACUCUGCGCACACAAUGGCCUCUCCUGCGGUGGCUUUCCUGCACUCCCUCUGAAUCGUAGCCCUGGUGGCUUCUCUAGAACAACCUCUCGCCUCCCCUGCUCUUAGUUUUCUCCGCUACUUGUGGCUGUCAUAUUCCCUCUUUAUUCCUUCUGCCUUCCCACCCCUACCUUGCCUUGUGUGUGAUUUCCCCUAUGCCCAGGAGUUUUGCCUUUCUCCAUCUGGCCCAGGGGCACUUUCUGCUUGGCCUCUAUCUCCUCCACCACCUUCCCUUCCCUGUCUGCUCCCAUCUUCAUUUGUCUUUCCUUACCACAGCCUCAUUACUGCUGUUUGAGGACCUCUCCUCCUGUCCUUCCCAUCUUCUCCCUCUUACUUAGAUCAUGAUCGUCCUGGUAGAACCAUCUAGCACUUCAUUGUGGGGAGCAUAUAGUGUUUGGGAAGAGUUAGUGAAAGAGUGCUAACUUGGGGAGACCAAAAUGAGCCCUGGCUUCUUAGAACAGCCUUUGCCAAUGCGGUGCCCUCCAAAUGGUUUAGACUAUAACUCCCAUCAGCCCCCAGCCAGUGCAGCCAUAUUUGACUAUAGCUCCCAUCAGCCAACAUCCUUGUAUAAUGUCGCAGCUGAUGGGAGUUGUAGUCCAAAGCAUCUUGAGAAGGCAGUCUUAGAAAGUCAUAAGCAAUGCAUUGCAUUUAUCCUCUUCAAAGUGCUGCAAUCUAAUGGAGUCCCCAGGGCAACUUUGGAUGCUGUGUCUUUGUAGCAUUGGUGAUUUAAACUGCUCCUUCUGAAUAAUGGAUGUGCUCAGACGCCCAUUCUAAUCAUGGGCACUAAGUUUAAAAUUUAGUUAUUGGACGCUUAUUUACAGGCCAAUUUUCUAUUUUAAACGUUCCAAGUGGCUUAGAGAAGAUUAAAAAGAACAGCGAGCAGCAUGGAAGGCCAUGAAUAAUUAAGAUAUCUAAAGAAAUCCUAAUGGCAGGGGAGAUCAAUAAAACUAACUUAAAUUAAAUUUAAGCACUCUGGGCUGUCACCCCUCCGGUCAGGAGCUCUGGAAUUGCUCCAGCCCAUCCAUGGAGCUCAUCUGCCCGAUUCUGCUUCUCUCUUCAUUCUGUAGAGGGGAGCCCUCAGUAGGAUGUGGAAAAGCCCUUCCAGAUACCACAGCACUCUGUGUUGACCUGAAGUCCUGUGUUUGCAAGGAGCUGAUGGGUUAGAGCAGCCUCUGCCAAGCCAGGGCCCUCCAGAAGUUUUAGACUACAACACCCAUCGGCUCCAGCUGAGGCUGAUUGGACUUGUAGUCCAAAACAACUCCCCACCAAGCUGGGGGUGUGCCCUAAAACAGCAUCUGCUUGCUUGCCUCUUGAGCUGGGGUGCACUUGGCAAAGCAGGGCUUGACUCCUCAAACGUUUCUGCCAUCGUAAAUGAAGGUGCUGGAAGCCUGCUUGUUGAUUUUGGUGCCCCUCUUGAAAUCAAUAGCCUCACGUCACCGUAGUGUUAACCUUAGUAGCGGUGUGUGUCUGCCUGCCUAUGCAUGUGUUUGUGUGUUUAAUGUGGGUUUUGCUGCUCUCCACAGACCUGCAACGCCUCUUUUGCCACCCGGGACCGGCUGCGCUCGCACCUGGCGUGCCACGAAGACAAAGUCCCGUGCCAGGUCUGCGGGAAGUACCUGCGGGCGGCGUACAUGGCCGACCACCUGAAGAAACACAGCGAAGGACCAAGCAACUUCUGUACCAUCUGCAACAGAGGUAAUGAGCGCAACUUCUUGCAAAGCGGGCAAAACGAGAACCCACAGGGCGAGAGGAGGGGAACUCGGGCAAAAGGCUUCUCCAAGAAGAGAAGGAACGUCAGGUUUUUUUGCAGCUGGCAUCAGCAAAGGGUGAACCGCUUGGCUCUUGAGUCCCACUAACAGUGGUUCUCAACCUGUGGGUCCCCAGAUGAUGUUGGACUACAACUCCCAUCAUUCCUAGCCAGCAUGACCAGUGGUCAGGGAUGAUGGGAGUUGUAGUCCAACAACAUCUGGGGACCCACAGGUUGAGAACCACUGCGUGACUAACACAUCCGUAGCUGGCUGGCCACAUGAGCACAAGUGGGACUAUCACAGGUCUCUUGCCUCAACUCUCACACCCACUCAGACACAUCCCCUUGGCUAGCCUGGAGGGCCAGGUGGUGUAAUGGUUGGACUAGAUCCUGGGAGACCAGGGUUCACAUCCCCCCUUAUCCAUGUGACGAUCACUUGGGGGCCAGUCACUGCCUCUCAGCCUAACGGACCUCACAGGGCUAUUGUGGGGAUUAAAUGAGGAAAGGGAGAGCAGUGUACACCAUCUUUUAGCGCCUUGGAGUAAAAAGGUGGGAUGUAAAAGCAGUAAAUGAAUAACAUGUCUCUGCCGACCAUCAAAUCAUGAGGGGUGGAGAAAUUUCUUGGAGCAGCCCAGAUUAUCAACUAGUCUCCCACACCCCUGAUUCCUUUCACUGAGUAAAAACAACACUUGGAAGUACCUGUGGAGGUCAGAGCCAAUUCACCUCAGUAGUUGAAUGGUGUUUUUCCAUCUUCAGAUUAGGAGAUUUCCAGACAGAGAGCAGGAUGGUCCAGGUUAUCAGAAAUGUGGGGUCCGAAAAGCGAAUGAAGUCUCUUGGGAUAGGGAGGCGAGAAGGGGCGAAUUCCCGCCCAGUGCUAAAUACCCACAAGACCCCAAAAGCAAACCAGCGGGUUCUCAUCAGAACUUGGCAGGGGCACCUAAGCCCCUUCCCAGGUCCCAUUUACCAGCAUUUUAAAACGGGUAGGUGCCUGAUCCUUCACACUCUCACACGUGUGUGUGUGUGUGUGUGCGCUUUGUAAGGGUUGUUCGCACAUUAUUCUGUAUCUGGGUACAGAUAGCCUGUAUUUGGGUUCAGCUGCUCGUGAGACAGAGUCUACAGGUGUUCAUUUUCAAAGGCACCACCUGUUUUCUCAGGUGUGGGACUAUUCCUGCAGCCUCUCUACAUGGCCUUAGGAUCAUAGAAUUGUAGAGUUGGUAGCAACCUCCCAAGGGUUAUCUUGUCCAACCUCCUGCCUUGAUUUAGGGUGGCUUGUUCCCAUCAGAUAAGAGCAGCCUCAUACCCAGGGGUGCUCUGGAAGUCUGUAAGAAACAAAAAAUUAAAAUUUUAAAAAUGCAGUUUUGAAAGGUUCACUCCGCUAUCUGGAUUUGGAAUGGUGCCCAAUUGUAUCUGAACAGACAGAAUCCAGCUGCUUCAUCUAAGGAGCCAUCAUGAAAAAUUUAGUUAAAAUUUCAGUUGGUUAAAAUCAGUUGAGUUUUGAAAGACUCAGUCCGCCAUCUUGAUUUUAAAAUGCUACCAAUUACUGGAGGCAGCGCGUAUCCGUUGUGACAAGUCGCCGUUGAUAGCCUUUUCUUCCACGAAUUUCGAAUCACAUCUGUAGCCAUCACAUAAAAAUGGAAGUGCGUCUCCACAGAUAAACACAUAAAACCGUACAGUGAAGGUAAAGGGACCCCUGACCAUUAGGUCCAGUCGUGGCCGACUCUGGGGUUGCAGCGCUCAUCUUGCUUUAUUGGCCGAGGGAGCUGGCGUACAGCUUCAGGGUCAUGUGGCCAGCAUGACUAAGCCGCUUCUGGCGAACCACAGCAGCGCACGGAAACGCCAUUUACCUUCCUGCUGCAGUGGUACCUAUUUAUCUACUUGCACUUUGACGUGCUUUCGAACUGCUAGGUUGGCAGAAGCAGGGACCGAGCAACUGGAGCUCACCCCGUCGCGGGGAUUCGAACUGCUGACCUUCUGAUUGGCAAGUCUUAGGCUCUGUGGUUUAACCCACAGCGCAACCCACGUCCCAAAACCGUACAGUAAAACCAUAUUAAAAAAAAGUUUAAAACAUACAUAAAUUUAUGAUUGUGGAAGGGUGUAUUCUUAAUGGUCUGCAUAGACCUGGCAGAAUAGAAAAGUUCUCGGCAAGUAGGCACAGAAGGCGCCUGCUGAAUCUCUAGUGGCAGGGCGUUCCACAGGACUGGGCCGAUGACUGUUGGCAACGAUGCUGCUGUUGUCAAAGGAGCCUCACCAACUCGGGGAACAACCGAUGAGGCUCCUGAGGCUGAGCUGGGAUUCAAGGACUCAGGCAAUCCCUAAGUUGUUCAGGGCUUUGUAAAUUAAUAUACCAGGACCUUAAACCUGGCUCAGUAGAAGAUGGGCAGCCAGUGCUACUGUUUAAACAGUGGUGUCACGUGUUCUCGACCAGAAGCUCCUGACAGCAUUCUGGCCACCCCAUUCUGCACCAACUGGAUCUUGAGAACCAGGCCCAAGGGCAGACCCACAUAGAGCACAUUAUAGCAAUCCAGCCUUAUGAAUCCAGCCCAUGAAACUUCUGGGGAGGUUGUCCAGGAAUGUGCAGAGUACCACCACCCCCCUGAUGACACCCCUGAUUUGGGGAGAGAGGUUCAGCCUGUAGUGUAUGGGGUGGCUCACAUUGUCUUAAAUACGUUUAUAAGCUAGUUUGGAUACUUGUGGCUUCGGGAGGUUAAUGGGGAAGGUAAGGCCUAAAUGUUUUUUUGACAAGCGAGUAAGUAAAUGAAGCAAAUAAAGAUUUAAAAAAGGGCGAAAUAGCAGAAUAAUGCCCCAGGAGCCAGAAUUAGAUUGUGUAGCCCCAUCGGUUACAGUUUUUGGGAGGCUGGCCAAUACAACAUAAACCCAUCAGAGCAACAGACCACUGCAAUUAUGGCAACUGCAGAGCCAGGUGAUUGUUGCUGCCUUGGCUGCAGUAACAAAGAUAAAUGGAUUACAUCUCCAUUAUUUUCAGAUGCAGACUGUUGGGGGAAUCACAUUUUGCUAUUUCUCUCUAGAAAAAUGGAGGUGCUCCUUUGCUAGUACUCUGGCUAUAAAGGAAUGAAUAAUACAUUGGGGUUUUAUGUUUUUUCAGAAGCAGCAGCCAGAUUCUGCCAGGCUAGUCCGGGGGUAGGGGAAACCUCAGACCCGGGAGGGGGGCAUAUGUGGCCCUCCAGACCUCUCCAUCUGGCCCUUGGGACUUUUCCCAGGCUAUAACGCUCGCUGGCCUUGCUGCACACCCUCUUCAGGUGGUCUUUGCCUUGCUGGGAUGAACUGCUUGAACUGCAGUCAUAGUUCUUUGCUUGUCUGGAUGGAGGGUGGAGUGGGGUAUGCAUGUGCCAAGUGCAUGUAGAGACCAGCUACCCGGGUAGAGACAGCGUGGCGUAGUGGUUAAAGUGUCAGUCUAGGACCUGUGAGACCAGGGUUCAAACCCCCACUUGGCCAUGAAGCUCACUGCAUGUGACCUUGGGCCAGUCUCCGUCUCGCCUACCUCACAGGGUUGUUGUAAGGAGGGGGGAACCAUUUUAUGCCACCUUGAGCUCUUUGGGGAGGGGUAUCAGUGUAACAAAUAAAUAAUACUGCACAAAGGUAGCACUUAAAUUUGUUGCUCCUCCCUGCCUACCACUGACAUGGUUCCCCCCGAAGGGAAUAUAAACCUUGGGCUUGGGAAAGUCCCCGACGUCUGCAGCAGAUCAGCUUGUCGCUUCACAUGAUCGUAUAAAGUUGUAAUCAUUCAGUACUGUCAUCAUGUUGUGGCCUGGGAGGUAGAGAGGAAUGGCCCAGUUCUCUCAGAAGCAUCAUGGUUUACAGCCUGGUUACUCCUUCCUGCGUUGGUUGGGUGUGCUCCUCUAGAAGGCUGGGCUUGCUUCCUUGCUACUCCUCAGGGCAGCCAGCCCCCAACCUGGUGCCAUCCAGAUGUUUUGGACUACAACUCCCGCCAGUCCCCGCCCCAGUGCAUUCUCAUCCGCAGCGAGUUGAGGAACCGCUGCCCAAGCCCCUCUCUCUCCUGGGCAAGGAGAUUUCAUUCCUCCUUCCUGUUUCCUUCCACCCCGUCCAAAUCCACCAGAAUAGGCAGCCUGCUCUCAGCCCAGGUGAAUCGAGAAAUAAGCAUCCAAGCUGCCAAAGUGGCCUUCAUACAUUUAUUUAAGAUCGCUUGGUCUCCUUUUGCCCUGCCCUCUUCUGCAAGCCAUAUUUGGUAGAUUGCAGAUUUGUUUUAGGAACUGGGCCAGCUGAAUCCUACAGGGAGCUCACUUAGCGUGUGAUUUGCUUCAGGAGAGAAAAAUAUUCAAACCUGUGUCUCGGCCAACCUGGUGCCCUCCAGAUGUUUAUAAACUACAGCUCCCUUCAGCACCCAGCCAGCAUGGCCAUAUUCGCAAAAAAUUCCAUACUGCCUGCAUUAGGAAGAAGCAGCAAAACAUUGUGUAGGUGUAAGAUCAGCAAUAAACUAAAGAUGCCUUCAUAAAGCAACAUUGAAAUACAUUGCAGUGAUGCAGGAACCGACAGGUGUUAUAGCCUGACACCUGGGAUAACUCACGUCAGUAGAGCAUGCAACUUUUGCUCUCAGGUUCAUGGGUUUGAGCAAAAGAUCCCUGCGUUGCAGGGGGCUGGACUAGAUGACCCUCGUGGCCCCUUCCAACUCUACAAUUCUAUGAUUCUGGAGAGCAUCAGGCUGCCAUGAUGGCUGGGUCUUGACAUGGAUCCUGGAGGCUUCUUCAUUUUUGCUGCGUAUGCACCACCUACUUAAAGCACAUGGCUUUCCUCCCAAGGAUCCUGGGAACUAUAGUUUGCCCUGCAUAGAGACCCUUAAACUACAGUUCCCAGGAUUCUUGGUGGGACAGAUGACCCAUGUGCUUUUAACUGUGUGUUGUGUAUGCAGCCUCCAUCUCUAUGACAUCACCUAUUCUGUGCAUAGAGUCUCCGAGUUGCUUCUCUUUUUAAGUCACUUUGAGGAAUCUUUUCGUAUGGAAUGACAAAGAAAUGGAGUAUGGUGAUAAUAAUAAUAAUAGCCUUCUCUCCCCACCCUGGUAAUUUCUGGGUCUUCAUUUGCGAGAGCUCCAGAGGCCCGCUGCCUGCCAUGUUGAGGCCUCCUCCUGUCGCACGGCGGUGGCUGGCUUUGAUCUUGGUUCUUCGGGCGCCCGUUCUCUCGCAGAGGAGCCAAGAGGUGGAGGAGGAGGAGGAGAAUCUGGCAGCGGCUAAGCGGAGCGAGGGGGAAAGGCAGAGAGGCAUCUGUGUCUGUCCUGGCGGCAGGAUCUCAUCUCCUUUUAUCUUGUUUAGGUUUCUCCUCUGCCUCCUACUUAAAGGUCCAUGUUAAAACCCACCACGGUGUUCCCCUUCCCCAGGUCUCCAGACACCCGGAGCCCAUCCCGAAUGGGGGAGCAGCGUUCCACAGCGUCAGGACCUAUGGCAUCAAAGGCAAGCGACUCCCUGCUCUACACUUUCCGUCUCUUGACGUAGGACCUUGUUGGGUGCUGGGGAACGGGCGGAUAAGGGAGCGCUGUGGGGGGCGGGUAAGGUGCCGGUCAGGAAAUCCACCGUGUUCUGUUUGGGAGAAGGGCACAGCUGAGUUUUCCCUCGGCUGCCCCACUUCAGGCUGCAGGCGGAGGCUUGCAUGUCUGAACACUCUCCCAAGAGCAACAGCAGUAACUCGCCCAUCACUGCAUGGAGAAAGCUAAGCACAUAAGCAGGCUCUCCCACCAGCAGCAAACAGCCAAGUGGUCUUGGGACACCCGCUAGCAAAACAAUCACUUAAAUCAUUAAUGCCAUCACAGACCUGUUAAACAAGAUGGAGCAAGAUGCCAAGAGUUGUCCCCAGCAAGCAGGAUUAAAGAUACCCUGCCUCCAAACUUGGAGGUUCUGUGGCCUAGUAACCAUUGAUAGCUUUCUCUUCCUCCAAGGAUCUGACUAAUCCCCUUUAGAAGCCAUCUAAACCUCUAGGCAUCCCUAUAUGAUCCCAUGGCGGUGAGUUCCAUAAGAUCAUCUGCCAUCCUGCUGGCCUCCAGACUUUUUAGGUCUAAAACUCCCAUCAGCCUGAACCAGCUCAGCUGGGUUUUCUGGGAGCUGUAAUCCAGAAUAUUUGGAGAGCAAAUUAGGAAAGGCUGCACAGUGUAAUGGUGCAGGGAGUUUUGUCUAGAGGAGUUGCCCUAACCUCGACUGUUUCCCCUGUCUGACUGUUCCCUUCUCCACCCCACCCAUGCAAUGAGGCUCUGAAGUCCAGAGUUACAAACCUCCACCGGCCUGAAGUAGGACAGUUUAGGAAAAAGUUACAUCUUGGGUUUGCUGGAUCUGGCAACCCUAGGAGAAAUUUCUGGAGUUACUGAGAAAGAGUUCUGUUUUGAUAACUGGGAGAAAGGCCCCUUAGAUGGUGGGAGGAAUUUAACGUCCCCCCUCCUCUUUCACUCAAGGCUUCAAAAUUACAUAGUUUUUGGAUGCAUUCUCCGCUUGCCCCUUUAUAUAUCUCCAUCCCUUUGAGGCUUAGGCAGGGACCUUUGUGUUCAGGAGGUGCAAUGGUCACGUAGUCUCGUUCCCUCCCUGCUUAAGAUGGUCUCCCUCUGAGAAUCAUAGAAUUGUAGGGUUGGAAGGGUCCUAUAGUCCAGCCGCCUGCAGUGCAGGAAUCACGGUUUAAGAAUCCCUGACAGAUGGCCACCCAACCUCUGCUUAAAACCUCUGGUGAAGGGGCUUUAUUGUGGAGCAAGGCUCAAGACUGCGGCAAGCCUCAGUCCUGUUUCUCACAAACAUGGCCAGCAUGUGGCUAAGCAAGAUGGGAGCCAUCUCUGCAUAGUAAACAUCAUCCCUGUGCAAGAAUACUGGCACGUCAAGGAGGUGGUUAAACUGGAACUCAUGACUGCUUCUUACCACCGAUUAGCUAGUUUCUGUGUGCAGGGGAUGGCUCUGUGUGGACAGGUGGUCAGCCGCAUGUGUCCUGGCCAGCAGUCUGAAGUGCUCUCUAGAGAGCCAAGCACCAUUUGGCUUGACUCAGGGAAGAUGGAGAAGAUAAGAUUGGUGGAUGGAAUGACUGCCCAGAAACUUAAACCCAAUGGGUCAUCAUUUAGACUCCUCUGGCUUAGGAAGAUGCUGAAGAGGCUGUAGCGUGGCAUUGACUUCGACUCACUCGUUCCCCCAUCCCUCUCUCUCUCCCUCUCUCUCUGGUCACAUUUACACUGUACAUUUAAAGCAUUAUGCUACCACUUUAAACAGUCAUGGUUUUCCCCAAAGAAGCCUGAGAAUUGUAGUAUUUUAAAGGUGCUGAGAGCUCUGAGGAGACUCACUCUUCCCCCUCACAGAGCUACAAUUCCCAGAGUUCCCCGAGAAGAGGGGAUUGGUUGUUAAACCACUUUCGGAAUUGCAGCCCUGGGGGUUCUCCUCACAACUCUCAGCGCCUUGAACAAACUACACUCCCCAGGAUUCUUAAACAUGCCUGUUUAAGUGUUUUCAUAGUGCUGAAAAUGUCUGGUGUGAAUUUGGCCUCUCUCACACAUAUACAAAGGCUAGGAGGUCCAGUUAGGGUUGUCUAUGUAUGUGGCAGCUUCUGCAUGUCACAAAGGGUAGUGUAGGGGUAGUUGGAUAGAUCUGACCUGGAAGGGGACCACAGUCCACCUGGACCUUCCCCGGAUGUGCUCCAGCAGAACAAAUCCCCCUCUUGCUUCAAUGGGCCUUGCCCAGAAUAACAUCCCAGCAGAUUGUGAUGCCAUGUGGGUCAGUGCAUGAGGAUAUUUUGGGGGGGGUUAUCCACCGAAGGAACCAGAAUGCCUCUCAACAGCUCUGCCUCCUCCCCUCCAUAAAGAAUCUGUUCUGGUUUAGCUAAAAGUUAAUGGCUCGAUUAGUAUUUUUUUAUAUAAGGGAUAGCUCACAAGCUCCAUCUUGGUUUGUGGGUGGAAGUUGGGCUUUCAUGUGUACUGUCCCAGGAAACAGCCAAGACCUUAAGGAAGUGUCUUUGGGCAGGGGUUGCUGGGACAACACAGGAAGCUGCCAUAUACCGAGUCAGACCAUUGGUCCAUCUAGCUCAGUAUUGUCUACACUGACUGGCAGCAGCUGUCCAGGAUUUCAGGCAGGAAGUCUCUCCCAACCCUACCUGGGGGCUUGAACCUGAUACCUUCUGCCUGCAAGGCAGACAGGGACAGCCCUUAAGCGAGUCAGGCAUUCUCCUUACUAAGAAGCUUUUUGCACACUUUCAUCUCUCUUGUGCUGAUGGCAGCAGUCUGGUUUUGGUUUUGCGUUGGAGAGAGUAGUGAAACAAUGCCUUCAUUGCACUUUCCGAGACACCCCAGUGGAAGACGCUUGCAAGACUGUGAGUGGCCCUUGGGUUUCUUGAGAGAUCCUGAGAUGGGCCUUCCCAAAAGUGCUUUCGCUCAGCCUUCGCUAGCCUGGUGCUGUCCAGCUGUUUUGGACUUCAGCUUCCAUCAGCUGCUGGGCUGAUGGGAAUUGUAUUCCAAAACAGCUGGAGGGGGCACCAGACUGACGAAGACUGCUUUUGCGUUAGGUGGGGAACAGGAUCAGGCUCAUUCUAUAUCCAGAGGAUCAUGAUUCCUAACAACUACGAGGAAAGGCUGGGAUGUGUCUUGCUGGAUUGAGUGGAGCCAGGAGGACUGAAAUUUGGUUGGAUCCCUCCCCCCGCCCACCUGCCAUGACCCUUCAUUUAAGGUCAGGCAAUGUUGCUUGGUAUUAGGGGAGAGUCUUUCUGGACUUGACUCACCCCCAACCCAGAUAUUGAGGCAGGGUGAUGGCAGGCGCAAAACCUCAUGCCGGUUCCCCAAGUAGCUUUGCAGUCUCAUGAAGUCCUAGACCCAUUGCGUUGGAAGGGACCCAAAGAGUAAUCUUGUCCAUUCCCCUGUAAUGAGGCCAGGUUGGAGCUUCACCAUUGCGUAAGGCUCAAAGAGGUGAGCCUACCUGGCCCAGCACCCCAAACCCAUCCCACCCAAGGCUUCCCCUUCCAUUGGAAACUGCUUUGUAGGGAAGGGAAAAGAAAGACAUGAGAUGACUUUUUGACUAACAUAAAUGAAUGAGGACAAGCAGGCUAUAGGGAACCUUGAUGGGCUCUGCCAGCCUGGCAACCCUCCCAACAUUUUGCACUACUUCACCCCAGACUCACAUGGCUGUACUGGUUGGGAGUUGUAGUCCAAAUCUAUGUAGGGCACCAGGUUGGGGAAGGCUGAACUAGUCAUUUUAGUGUAAGGUUACCAGACGUCCCCAUUUCCCAGAGACAGACCCCAGAUUUACAAAUCUGACAAAGUCCAUCUAAUAGGAAGUUGAAAAGUGUCCCCGGGUUCAUUGAAAAAAAUCUGGUAACUGUAUUUUAGUGGGUUUACGUCCACACAGCUGGACUGGGAAACGGGCAGGUUGCAAAGAGGUUCAGAUGGAUACUUUGGGAUAGACAGGGAGGGGGGCUGUGGCUUGACCUUUAGCAUGGGAAAUCCACCGCAGGGGUCUAAAGAACGUGCCUUUUUUCUUUUUUCCUGUCUCCCUAGAAGGCCAGAAAUGCUCACCUUUGGAUCAGAUUGAGAGCUCGGAUUCCUACGGAGACCUCUCGGACGCCAGCGACCUCAAGACCCCCGAAAAACAGAACGCCAACGGCUCCUUCUCCUCCUGCGACAUGGUGGUCGCCAAGAAUAAAUUGGAGUCGGAGGGGGAUAAGAAGUACCCUUGCCCCGAAUGCGGCAGCUUUUUCAGAUCCAAGUCCUAUCUUAACAAACACAUACAGAAAGUCCAUGUCCGCUCCCUGGGGGCCCCCUUAGGGGACUUGGGCCCUGCCCUGGGCUCCCCCUUUUCCCCACAACAGAACAUGUCUCUCCUGGAAUCGUUCGGGUUUCAGAUUGUCCAGUCCGCCUUUGCCUCCUCCUUGGUGGAUCCAGAGGUCGACCCACAGCAAAUGGGGCCAGAUGGAAAAUGAGGCCGGCUCCCACCUUGACAUAGCGGCUGUCUGCUUUGGGUGUCUUAAGAUGGCUGUGGGCAAUGUGUGGGAGCUGACAAAAAAAUCCAGUUUUGUAGUGGGGAGAUUUUUCUGUUUGAAUUCCUUUUAGGUCCUCCCUUCCCUUCUCCCCGAAAUCUUCCCCAGGGGGCAGAGAGUGUGUGCGUGUGGUGGGGGCCAGCUGCAGAGUUAUCACCUGCACGGCAACGAAUGGAGGGGCAGCCUUUGGGGGCUGCACCCCAUGGCAGGGCAAAACGGCGCCAAGCACCCAGAAGGUCUGUGGGCGACCCCAGCUUGGAACCCCGCGGAUGAAAACUUAAACACCCCAAAGGCUGGUUGGGGGAAUGUUAAGAAACCCUAGUUGAUCUGGCAGAGAAUUAGAUGUGUGUCUCUCCUAUCCUUUUAUUUUGGUCCUUCAUCCUUCUCUGCCUCAUGACCCUUUCCUAAGAUUCGCAUUGUUAGCAUCGUCGUCUGCUCAUAAAAGCACAUACCUGUGAGGUAUCUAGUAGGUAGAGGUACCAUUGUUCUUUAGGAAGAAAGGAAGAAGAAGAAAAAACCACCAGAAAACGCAACUUACGAAAGCUUUUAUUUUCUUUUUUUGAAGAAGUCAAGGAUGCUGUGCCAGAGGCAAGGGAGUUGAGGGAGGGUGCCCGCUGUCUGGCCCCACCAGAUUCAAACCAGUCCUUGGGUGCAACCAAGCAGCAAAGUUCUCCUGAAAGUGGUGGGUGGGUGUGGGGGAGGUCAGGCAGGUGAGGCCACCUAGGAGCAAAUCUCCCACUCAUUCCAUUGGGGCUCCUUCAGGAGAAUUUUAACUCAGUUUUAUGCUGCUUUUUUUUUUCUAACUCGCUCUCGAUAUUCUCUCUCUCUCUUUCUCUUAUUAUGAUUCUGAUUAUUACAUUUAUGAUUUUAGGACCUGUUGUAGUGAUUUGCUACUGAGAAGCCCUUCCGAGGGAAUUAUACAGAGAGCUCUUAAAGCAGCUGUCAUGUUAGGGUUAGUAUUAAUUUUUUUUUAGAUGUAUCAUAAUUAAUAAUAAACUUGGCUAGUUGAUUGUUUUUAAGUCUAUGGGAUAAUAUAGUUAUGCAAAACGGAAGAAAAGGGGAGGGGGAAGGUUUAAAAAAAAAAAGUAAAGGCGAGAGCCACACACUCGGUUGGCUGAUGCAUAAAGACCCCAAAAGAUGAAAUUGAUCGGCAAAAACGAUUAAUUUUUCUGUACUACCAACCUGUUUAGUGCAAAUGAAUUAUAGAGUUCAGAGUGAUUAAAAAAAAAGAAAAAACAAUUUGAUUGGACUGCAUUAAAGAAGUUAGAAUGGUUACUUUAUGCCCCUUC